Molecule: messenger RNA, 2891 nt
Organism: Haemorhous mexicanus (house finch)
Lineage: Eukaryota; Metazoa; Chordata; Aves; Passeriformes; Fringillidae
Gene: HAP1
Product: huntingtin associated protein 1
Exons: 15
Coding region: 76-2262 (728 amino acids)
Biological process (GO): neurotrophin TRK receptor signaling pathway; anterograde axonal transport of mitochondrion; neurogenesis
Cellular component (GO): dendrite
Molecular function (GO): signaling receptor binding
Source: RefSeq, a predicted model, not a curated record
GCGGGGCUGGGCACGGCACGGCACGGCACGGCUGGGUGGGCACGGCGGGCUGGGCACAGCGGUGGGCUCGGCGCGAUGGAGAUCUGGAGCAGCCCCGCCGCCUACGAUGAGUUGAACGGGAACGCGGAGCGCGGCGGCGGCGCGGACCCCAUCGCCCGGGAGCUGGAGGAAGUCCUGUGUGCUGAGCGGGUGGCCAGGAUCACGAAGACCUACCACGAUAUUGAUGCCGUCACCAACCUGCUGGAUGAGAAAGAGCGGGACCUGGAGUUAGCAGCACGCAUUGGGCAGUCCCUGUUGAAACAGAACCGGAGCCUGACUGAGCGCAAUGAGCUCCUGGAGGAGCAGCUGGAAUUGGCCAAAGAGGAGAUUGCGCAGCUGCGCCACGAGGUGUCCAUGCGGGAUGACCUCCUCCACUUCUACACCACCACCACGGAGGAGAGCGAGCCCACCACCACCACCUCCACACCGCUGCGCAGGCACGAGUCCUCGCUGUCCUUGCAGCAGUACUUCCAGUACGACACCCUGCAGCAGAAACUCAGGUGCCUGGAGGAGGAGAACCAGAAGCUCCGCAUGGAGGCCACCAACAUCGCCACUGAGACCUGUCAGUACGAGGACCAGGAGCAGCAGCUGAUGAUUGACUGCGUGGAGCAGUUUUCCGAAGCGAGCCAGCAGGUCGUUCACCUGUCCGAGGAGUUGGCGAACAGGGCGGAGGACUCGGCGCGGCAGCAGGAGGAGAUCACCCAGCUGCUGGCGCAGGUCGCGGACCUGCAGCAGAAGUGUCGCACGUACGGCUCCGAGGUGGAGGAGCUCCAGCAGCACCUGACCGCGGCCAAGGAGGUGCAGCAGCAGCUCCGGCUGGAGCUGCGGGAUCUGCAGGAGAAGUACGCGGAGUGCGGCGGGAUGCUGCAGGAGGCGCGGGAGGAGGUGAAGAGCCUGCGGAGCCGCAGCCUGCCCAACAGCACCGUCAGCCGCUACAGCGCCGCCAGUCUCCUGCCCGUGGACUCUCUGGCUGCUGAGAUCAAGGGGAUGAUGAGGAAGAGGACAGACAGCUCCUCCUCAGACUACAAGAGCUACCAGCGCGUCUUUGAGACCGUGAAGGCCGUGAACCAGGCAGCCAAAGCCAAGUCCUGCUCCGAGUCCCCCCACCAUGUUCCAGGCUCCAAGCAGUUGUCCACAACCCACUCUGGAGGGGCCAGCACCCCCCACACCAACUGCUCCGGCUCGGAGGAUGCCCACAGGGCCGAAGGGGCCAGCGAGGAGCCCCGGGCAGCCCCGGGCCGGCAGGACCUGGAGGCGGCGGUGCAGCGGCUCUCGGUGCGGCAGCAGAGCCACGGCUCCGAGGAGCGCUCCUUCUUCGAGGCCGAGCGGGAACGCAAGCUCUGGAGGCUGAGGGAUGGGGCGAGCUCCAGUGGCUUCCUCACCCCCGAGGGCAGCGUCGUCUCCACCGGGACCAACUACUCGGGGGGCUCAGAGUUCACAGCUGGCUCCGGCUUCUCCCUGGGCUCCCUCAGCUACCUACCCGACAAACUGCAGAUUGUGAAGCCACUGGAAGGCUCUGUGACGCUCCACCACUGGCAGCAGCUGGCACAGCCCAACCUGGGUGGGAUCCUGGUGCCCCGUCCCGGGGUGCUCACCAAAGACUUCAGGCAGCUGGACAUUGACCUGGAGGAGGUCUACAGCCUCAAUGACCUGGAGGAGGAUGACGUGGACGCCAGUUCCUUCCAGCUGCUCCCUACCUCAACACCUGCCAAAGCCAAGGAGCACCCCAGGGUGUUCCUCUCUGUUAACAACCUCCCCCAGACCCCGUCUACCUUCACCAUCACCACCUGCCACAUCCUCCACCCCACCACUGCGAUCACCACGGUGACUCCCAGUCUGUAUCAUGCCGUCGUGCCUUCUUGUGGGCCCUUUGAGGGGCUGAGCCUCAGCAGCCCCUCACCAGAACUGACUCCCCCCACGCUGGCGCUGGGCCCUGGACCCCCCAGCACCCCCAGGGGACUCUUCAGGCUCCUGCUGGGGCGAGAUUCCCACCUGGCACCCGGGACUGGAUCAUGGUGGGCCCCCUCACUGCACUGCCAGGACCCUCAGCACUGGGAGGCCCCCGGGUCCAGGGGGCAGGAUGGACCCCCAGGCAGGAGCAGCACCUUCAGCUGGAACCUGGUGGAGAAGUUGCAGCGCCUGGGGCUGGACAAGGUGGUGGCCAGAGGGGAGACAUCCUGUGCCCAGCCAAGGCCCAAAGUGGCCUGGGGCACCCAGAAGUGACACUGCUGCAGAGCCCCCAAGCUCAGGGUGAGACACAUCCUCUUCCUCACCCAUGCAUGGGGAAAUGGAGACAGGACAAGCUUCAGCCUCAGCUCCUGGGGCUGCCCCAGGUCCAUCAGUGCUCCUGGCACCAGCACAGGGGGCUUUGCCCUGGCUGCAAGGACAGAACCUGGCACUGCACCCCAUGUAUGGGGGGUACAGGGGGUGCUGGCUGACCCUGCCCCUGCUGGGGGAGUGUGGACCCUCCACUGGAGCCAGUUCCUGGCAAUAAAAACUGUUCCUGCUUCUGCUGAGCCUGUCUGCAGAGCGAGGGGCAGCUCGGCCCGUUUGGGGCUGUCCAGAUGCUGCAGAGAUGGGGAACACAGUCUGGGCUUGGGUGUGUCCUGGGGCAACCUGCUGGGGCCAGGGGGAGACCCCUGCACCCUGGGCUGGGCCCUGGCCAGCACCUGGGCUGGACUGGCUUUUCUAGGGAAUGGUGGUUUAGCUCUUUCCUGCUCACUGAAUAGCAAUAGUAGCAGCACCCACAGCUUGGGAUGUUUCUGGGGGUGCUUCUGGUGCUCCCCCCAGCUGUGUCCCUCCCUCCAAGCUGUGCCCCAUCCCCUGGCAAAUAAAUGUGAAUUCACAGAGCA